Clavispora lusitaniae ATCC 42720 is the source of this 540-nucleotide messenger RNA. RefSeq names its product Sft2p (gene SFT2). The record is from RefSeq and is a predicted model, not a curated record. Gene Ontology annotation, cellular component: membrane. Gene Ontology annotation, biological process: vesicle-mediated transport. NCBI's taxonomy places the organism in Eukaryota, Fungi, Ascomycota, Pichiomycetes, Serinales, Metschnikowiaceae.
AUGUCGCUACCAGAAUCGGAUUUCAGGGCCCAGUUUGGCAACUGGGCAAACAGAAAUCCCACUCAACCUCGAACUUCGCUUCCAGCAUUUGCUGAAUGGGGAGACUAUGUCAGAUCGGGAGCAAACAAUCUAUAUGACGCUUUGCCGUCUUAUAACACAAGCACCAGCGCCAGCCAAGAACCUUCUUGGUUUCAGAUGAGCCGAUUCGAGAGAAUCGUCGGAUUUGGAUGCUGCUUGGGAGCAUCUUUACUUUGUUUUGCCUUGGGCUUUUUCAUGUUUCCAGUACUUGCUUUAAAGCCUACCAAAUUUGCGUUCCUUUGGCUGAUGGGAUCUCUUUUGUUUGUUGUUUCCUUUGGGAUCCUUCAAGGCCCACAUGCAUAUGUGAAGCAUUUGAUGGGACGCGAGAGAAUUGUCUUCACGUCUGUCUUCUUCGGUUCUGUUUUGACGACAAUGUAUUGCGCUGCUAUUCUCAAAAGUACAUUGCUAACGAUCUUUGCUAGUGUCAUCGAGAUGUUUGCAAUCCUCUACUACAUUUUUUAG